This is a messenger RNA of Odocoileus virginianus texanus, 1649 nucleotides long. NCBI's taxonomy places the organism in Eukaryota, Metazoa, Chordata, Mammalia, Artiodactyla, Cervidae. The record is from RefSeq and is a predicted model, not a curated record.
UCACUCUCUGUUGGUUCUGCUCACAGUGACCACAGGUUGCAGCUUCAGGCCAAGUGCCUCAACUGGUUAAGAGAAGACACUGCUCAGGAGCAGACAUGGAAAGUCUUCCUUUGACAAGAAAGACAAAUUUUGUCACUCGAGUCAAGAUGGCUAAAGGUGAUCCCAAAAAACCAAAGGGCAAGAUGUCUGCUUAUGCCUUCUUUGUGCAGACGUGCAGAGAGGAACAUAAGAAGAAAAACCCAGAGGUCCCUGUCAAUUUUGCUGAAUUUUCCAAGAAAUGCUCUGAGAGGUGGAAGACCAUGUCCGGGAAAGAGAAGUCGAAAUUUGAUGAGAUGGCAAAGGCGGAUAAAGUGCGCUAUGAUCGGGAAAUGAAGGAUUAUGGACCAGCUAAGGGAGGCAAGAAAAAGAAGGACCCUAAUGCCCCCAAGAGACCACCGUCUGGAUUUUUCCUAUUUUGCUCUGAAUUCCGUCCCAAGAUCAAGUCUACAAACCCUGGCAUCUCUAUUGGAGAUGUGGCGAAGAAACUGGGCGAGAUGUGGAAUAACUUAAGUGACAGUGAGAAGCAGCCAUACAUCAACAAGGCAGCAAAGCUGAAGGAGAAGUAUGAGAAGGAUGUUGCAGACUAUAAGUCUAAAGGGAAGUUUGAUGGCGCCAAGGGUCCUGCUAAAGUUGCCCGGAAAAAGGUGGAAGAGGAAGAUGAAGAGGAGGAGGAGGAGGACGAGGAGGAGGAUGAGGAGGAGGAGGAGGAGGAAGAGGAUGAAUAAAAAAAAAAACUGUUGAUCUGUCUCCUUGUGAAUACCUUAGAGUAGGGAGCGCCUUGAUUGACACACCUCUCACCCAAGACGUGUCUGUUGCCCUCAUUAGGUUUAAUCACCCGAUUGGCUCAUGAUCAUAUCUUAGUCUCUCCAUGUGCUCUAGCAGUUGUAAGUGGUUUACAUUAAGUGGCCAUGGGUGUCUGGAGCACCUGGAAACUGUAUCAAAGUUGUACAUAUUUCCAAACAUUUUUAAAAUGAAAAGGCUCUCGUGUUCUCCUCACUCUGUGCACUUUGCUGUUGGUGUGACAAGGCAUUUAAAGAUGUUUCUGGCAUUUUUUUUUUAAUUUGUAAGGUGGUGUGUUAAUUCUAUGGUCAUUGGCUAGAAAUCCCGAGUUCUCAACUGUACAUAUCUAUAGUUUGUAAAAAGAACAAAGCAACCGAGACACACUCUUGAUGCUCCUUGCUUGGUGUGGAGGCUGUGUGGGGGCAAUGCCUUCCGGAGGGGCCGUAGCUCAGGGCGUGCACUGCGGGGCUGGACCUGUGGAUACUGCAGUGGGCAUCCAUUUAGCUUCAGGUUGUCUUGUUUUUGUAUAUAGCGACAUAGCAUCCCGCUGCCAUUCUUAGCUGUGGAAAGGGGAGGGGGGUCAGCAGGCAUGAGAAGUGUUUUGGAUCCUUUUUAGUUGAAGUGUGGUAGUUUUAAACUGUUUUUUUUUUUUUUUUAAACAAACUGUAGAACUGUUCAUUGUCAGCAAAGCCAAGAGCCACUGCACCAGUGAAAGUUCAAGAACCUUCUGUACUAAACACGAUCUGCAAUGUUCUGUUAUUUUUUUUUUGUAUGUUUAGAAUGUUGAAAUGUUUUUGAAGUUAAAUAAACAGUAUUACAUUUUUAAAAUU